ACAACAUCAACAAGCGCGACUCAACGAGCUCCAAGCAGGGCCCACGAGCAAGAACCUCAUCUACCGAGCGAGGUUCUAGAAGAAAUCUUCAACCGUCUGUCGUUGAAGGACAACAUCCGAGCUUCCGUCGUCUGCAAGAGCUGGCAAUCUCCAGCAAUCUCCGUUCGAAAGGCAAACACCCCACCAUGGCUAAUGUCGUACCCGAAAUCCGGAGACUUGUUCGAGUUCUACAACCCUACGGAACGCAAGAACUACUACCUCGACUUACCCGAAAUGCGAGGCACGAGGAUCUGCUACGUGAAGGACAGCUGGCUCCUCCUCUACAAGCCAAGAACUCUUCGACUAUUCUUCUUCUGCCCCUACACUCUCGAAAAGAUCAAAAUGCCGAAACUUCAACUAUCCGAUCACAUAGUGGCGUUUUCCGCACCUCCGACGAAUCCUGAUUGUACCCUUUGCAUGGUUAGGCAUGUCGAGCGUGAGGCUGUUGCUAUUAGCACGUGUCGAAUGGGAGAAAACCAGUGGACCACACUCACCUACGAAUGCGACCCUCCGUUUCAUAGCUCGAUGUGGAACAAGCUUGUUUUCUGCGACGGCAUUUUCUACUGCAUGAGCCUGACAGGCUUGCUAGGGUUUUACGAUCCGAUAGAGAGGACUUGGAAUAUUUCUACGGUGCCGCCACCUCAUUGCACCGAUUGCCUCCACCUCGAGAAUCGGUGGAGGAGCAAGUUCAUGGCGGAGUACGAGGGGGAUAUAUACGUUACAUGCACAUGCGCUUUGGCGGAGCCGUUUGUGUAUAAGUUGGACUGGGUGAAAGGGGUUUGGGAUGAGUUGGUUUCUUUGGAUGGGAGGACUAUCUUCGCGAACUAUGUGUCUUCGUGUGUGAGGAGUGAACUUGUCGGGAAAUUGGUGGGGUCCGUUUAUUUUCCGAAGGUUCUGUUUUAUGGGAAGCGGUGCAUUACGUAUAGGCCCGAGGGUGACAGGUACUCCCCGAAAGACGAUGUUUACGAUUGGACGGAGAUGGAGGGUUUUCGGUCUGCGUGGAUUGAAGCACCGAAGAAUGUCGAUAAGUUUCUUGAAGGUGCCGGAUGCAAAG
Erythranthe guttata (spotted monkey flower) is the source of this 1093-nucleotide messenger RNA. Lineage: Eukaryota; Viridiplantae; Streptophyta; Magnoliopsida; Lamiales; Phrymaceae. The record is from RefSeq and is a predicted model, not a curated record.